AUGGGAAUGACAUUCCAUUCACACCAUGUGAAUAGGGCAAUAAAUGAUAUUGAUGGGGAAAAACUUAGUAUGCGUGAACAACUAAUGAAAAAACUUGCUUCUAAUGAGAAUUGUCGAGAUAUAUUACGUAUGGGACCAUAUGCAUUUGCUAAAUUGUGUAACAUACUUCGUUUCACUGGUCGUCUCAAGGACAAUAGAAGUGUUUUGGUUGAGGAGAAAGUAGCAAAGUUUCGUUAUAUCUUGUUGCAUAAUGUGAAGAAUCGUGCCAUUCAAUUCUUCUUUAUUCGAUCCGGCGAGACCAUUAGUCGUCAUUUUCAUGAUGUACUAAAAGCAAUAAUCAGUUUAGAAGAUUUAUACCUACAACCACCAAGAGGUUCCGAAGUCCCUCCAGAAAUACGCCAUAGAGCCAUAGAUGAGACUCAUAUUCGUGUGAAAGUAUCUAAAAAAAAUGCACUAAGAUAUCGGGGAAGAAAAGACUAUCCAACACAAAAUGUCCUAGCAGCAUGCUCGUUUGACAUGAAAUUUACAUAUGUUUUGCCUGGGUGGGAAGGAACGACAUCUGAUUCAAGGGUCAUAAAAAAUUCCCUUUCAGAACGAGAAGAAAAACUAAUAAUCCCUGAAGGUAAAUAUUAUUUAGUGGAUGGAGGUUAUAUGUUAACGAGUGGACUAAUAACUCCAUAUAGAGGUGUUCGGUAUCAUUUGAAAGAAUACUCAUCACGUGCACCAGAAAAUGCUCAAGAAUUAUUUAAUCUUCGACAUUCUUCCUUGCGCAAUGUAAUUGAAAGAGUAUUUGGAGUGCUUAAAAAACGAUUUCCAAUUAUUUCAAUGGGUGCAGAGGCUCAUUACCCAGUUGAUACAGUUACAGAGAUUGUUUUAGCAUAUUGUAUCCUACAUAAUUAUCUAAUGGGUGUAGAUCCUGAUGAAAGAUUGAUUAAAGAAGUUGAAUGA
Cornus florida is the source of this 948-nucleotide messenger RNA. RefSeq lists its product as uncharacterized. The transcript is spliced from 3 exons. Bases 1 to 948 code for a protein of 315 amino acids. The record is from RefSeq and is a predicted model, not a curated record. NCBI's taxonomy places the organism in Eukaryota, Viridiplantae, Streptophyta, Magnoliopsida, Cornales, Cornaceae.